AUGGCGCCUCCCAAACCCGAGACCGGGUUCACGAUGAAGCGUAAGAAGACGCCGUUUCAGAAGCACCAGGAGGAGGAGGAGCUGAAGCGGAAGCGCGACGCGGAGGAGGCGGCGCGUUUGUUCGACGAGUUCGCGGAAUCGUUCGAAGCGGACGAGAAGAAGCCGCGAAUGAACUUCGUGAGCGCGGGGGUGCAGGGCGCGGGGUCGAGGCCGGGGGAGGAUCCGGCGGACGAUCGCGUGGGAAAGGCGUACGUCCCUUCGUACGUCCCGCCCGGGAUGCACGCGAGCUUCGGAGGCGUCAAGGAGGAGGAGAAACCGAUCGCGACGGAGGAAGCGAUCGCGUUGCCACCGCCCGCGCGCGCGAGCGGGUUGAAACCGAGGGCGAUCGACUCGCUGAUGGAGGAGAUGAUGGCGAAGCAAGAGGCGAGAGACAAGGCGAAGCGCGAGGGCCGGGUCGAAGACGCGAUCGAGCGCGCGCCGUACUCGCAGUCUGCCCACGACGAGCAGUCGACGAACAUCCACGUUCGCAAUCUCCCUCUGGACUUCAACGAGAACGUCCUCCUCCGGCGGUUCGAACGCUUCGGCCCGAUCGGGAGCGUGAAGAUUUACUGGCCGAGACCGGAGGACUUACGGUACGUGAAAGCCCUGAGCGGCUUCGUCGCGUUCAUGACGCACGCGGACGCGGCGAGGGCGAUCGAAGAGACGGACGGCGUCGUCGUCGGCGGGAACGAUCUCCGCGUCGGCUGGGGGAAAGCCGUGAAGCUGCCGCUCGUGCCGAUCUGGCCGCCUCCGGGGAUGAACGACGCGCACGAGCGCGAGGAAGACGCGCGCGCGGAGCCGGCGAUCCCGCCCCCGCCCCCGCCCGCGCCGGCGCCGUACCCUCGAGCGCCGACGCCCCCGCCCGGCGCGCCGCAGGUUAUCGUGACGUAUCCGUCGGACGCCAAGACGACGCACGCGAUCGACACGCUCGCGCGGUACGUCGCGGACAAAGAGAAGGGAAUCGCGUUCGAGCAGGCGGUGGUGGUGCGAGAGCGGCACAACCCCGCGUUCUACUUCUUGUUCAACCCCGAGUGCGCGGAGCACGCGUAUUACAGGUGGAGGGUGCACUCGUUGAGUCACGGGUUCUCGCUGAGCGAUUGGAACACGACGCCGUUUUAUAUGCACCCCGGGCAGCCGCGGUGGGUGCCUCCGGACCCUGCGAAACGGCCGACGCCGUUGAAACCUGACCCGCCCGCGGCGCCGACGGUGAACAACACUCAACAACAACGACAACCGAAUCAACCGAGCACGAGCGGCCGCGAUUCCGCGCCCGCCGCCGCGAACGACGUCCAGGUCGCGAAAGCGCCGGCGAAGGAAGAGAAAGAGACGACGAAACCGGGGAAGUUGACCGAUGGAGAGACGGAGACGUUCACGGUGCUUCUGCAGGCGUUGACGUUAGAGCGCGGGGACAUCGAGGAAGGGAUGGCGUUCGCGCUCGACCACGCGGAAGCCGCGUGUGACGUCGUGGACAUCCUCGCGGAGGCGCUGACGUUGAGCGAGACCCCGGUCGCGAUGAAAGUCGCGCGACUGUUCCUCGUGUCCGAUAUUCUUCACAACUGCGGAGCGCCGAUAAAAAACGCGUCCGCGUACCGAGUCGCGUUCCAAGAGAAGCUGCCGCACAUAUUCGAGAGCUUGGAGGAGACGCACCGAGACGUGAGCAGUCGAAUCACGCGAGAGGCGUUCAAAAAGCGCGUGCUCGCGGUGUUGUCCGCGUGGUCGGACUGGUUUUUGUUCGCGGAUGAGUUUUUGCGAGGGUUAGAGUCCGUGUUCGUUCGCGGCGGGCUCUCCUCGGAGCCGACGCUGUCGUACGCGGAGACGAGGAAGCUGCGAGCGGAGAUCGACGCGAUGGAUCCCACCGAGCGCGAGCGAGCGUGUCGCGCGCGCGGGCUCGUCUCGGACGGCGGACCCGAGAAGUGCGCGGAGCGUCUGGUCGUCCUGGAGACGUACCUUCGAAGCGAAGCGAGCAAGUAG
Molecule: messenger RNA, 2010 nt
Organism: Micromonas pusilla CCMP1545
Lineage: Eukaryota; Viridiplantae; Chlorophyta; Mamiellophyceae; Mamiellales; Mamiellaceae
Exons: 1
Coding region: 1-2010 (669 amino acids)
Biological process (GO): RNA processing
Cellular component (GO): nucleus
Molecular function (GO): RNA binding
Source: RefSeq, a predicted model, not a curated record